AUGAAUCUAGUAAACAUAGCGAAACAUCUUCUCUAUUUAACACAAUCGGAAUUUGGUUUUGAAUAUUCAACACCAAAUGAUGAUGAAAUUUUUGCAUCACAACAACUAUUCAAAAUUUUAAAAUCAUUUAAAGAUAGUUACUUUAAUGAAUUAUAUACUUAUGAAAGUCUCGAUUUCAACGAUGAAUAUGAUAAAACGACAGAUGAAGAGGAUACCACCGAUGAAGAAGAAUCAUCUGAUGAAGAAGAGAAUAUUACCGAUUAUGAUGACAAUCGUACUCGAACAUUCGGAAUCAUUUUACGUUAG
This is a messenger RNA of Didymodactylos carnosus, 306 nucleotides long. Lineage: Eukaryota; Metazoa; Rotifera; Eurotatoria; Philodinida; Philodinidae. The record is from the annotation of a GenBank genome assembly.